Molecule: messenger RNA, 1272 nt
Organism: Capronia epimyces CBS 606.96
Lineage: Eukaryota; Fungi; Ascomycota; Eurotiomycetes; Chaetothyriales; Herpotrichiellaceae
Exons: 1
Coding region: 1-1272 (423 amino acids)
Biological process (GO): vesicle-mediated transport
Molecular function (GO): protein-macromolecule adaptor activity
Source: RefSeq, a predicted model, not a curated record
AUGGCUGUUCCACCACCGGCACAAUCAUCAUCCCUCCGCCUGCUUGUGCUUGCCCCCUCCUCAGAGGCUGCUACUAUACCGCCGUUCCCGGCUUUGUUAGAGGCCAUUACCGGGGCGAAGCCCUCGACCGAAGUCACCUCAUUCGCGGGCUACACGUCGCAUCCACCACUUCCGUUGAGAACAAAGUACUAUAGUUCCGACGUGACUAUCUGGUGCGACGAACUACCGGCUGUGGCAGUGUCAACCCCCCAAAAUAAUGCACACGAGACCGUCCUUGUGGACAAAAGCUGCAACCCUGUUCCACUCGGCGUAGGCAUUCCAGAAGAUCCAUCGACGGAUCUGUCCAAACAAGUCGAAGUCCCCGAAACCGAUGAAGACCACACUCCUUCAACGCUCGAUGAAUGGAAAGAGCAGAUGCUCUCCCCCGCGGCCUCGGAAGUCCGCGCCGUCAUUGGCGGCAUUGUACUUGUCCUGCCUAUCUCUUCACGCUCGUCAUCGUUAAUCCUCGACUCUUACUAUUCGCUCAUUGAGGCCAUUCAUGCCCUAAGGGAGGCCGUCGAGGAGGAAAGCUAUGGGCGUGAUGUUGCCUCGAUCGUGGUCCUACAGCCUACGUCACCCACAGUCUCACCGGGAAUACUGGCUAGUACUGCAGAACAGAUCGAAGAUGCUUGCUUGUCCGACAGGGGAAUCCUAGGGUGGGACUUCGUUGCAUGGGAUGGCGAAGUGCAAAAGCCCGGGAAGACAGCCGACCAAGCGGAUGUCAGAAACGAGUAUGGCGAGAAAACGGGAAUAAGAAGAGUCAUUGAAGUGCUAGAGGGCAUCGACUGGUCUGCAGCGCCGAGUUUCGGUGAUCUCGAAGAUAUCGGAGCAGUCGACUUUGACAAGUUGGGUGCUGGCGAAGAGGCAUCUUCAGCGAUAGACACCUUGGCCAACGGAAGUUUCUUCGAUCUCGAUUAUGAAUUGCAGCAGGAAAUGAUGGAGCUGAAGAUGUCCAUGCUCGACCAGGAGACGCUGGAAGAUGGUGAACCUGCAAUGAAGAUGUCCAGACCCGACCAUGAACCACAAGAUGGAGACGAGAAUGCAAGCCUAGUGAAUGCCGACUCCGACGCCGACGCCGAGGUGGAGGAUGAAGAUGAGCUGCAGGUCGAAGAGCUGCAGGGGCUGAUGGAGCGAGUCGUUGCUAUCCGGGAGACUGCCUCCGAGAUGCCCAAGGGCGAAAGAGAGAGAUUUGCCAAAAGGGAGAUUGCGAAAAUCAUGCUAGACAUGGGCUAA